This is a messenger RNA of Trichoplusia ni (cabbage looper), 1635 nucleotides long. RefSeq names its product paired box protein Pax-6-like (gene toy). Lineage: Eukaryota; Metazoa; Arthropoda; Insecta; Lepidoptera; Noctuidae. Gene Ontology annotation, molecular function: DNA-binding transcription factor activity, RNA polymerase II-specific; RNA polymerase II cis-regulatory region sequence-specific DNA binding. The coding region runs from base 1 to 624 and encodes 207 amino acids. The record is from RefSeq and is a predicted model, not a curated record. The transcript is spliced from 4 exons. Gene Ontology annotation, biological process: regulation of transcription by RNA polymerase II; anatomical structure development.
AUGUCUCAAGUCGUCACCAUAGAAGAAUACGGGGUGUACACGAUGCUGCCGGCGCAGCAGCUGGCUCCCAUCAGCCCGUGGCCGCCCGACGGAAACCUGCUGGACAGGAUGGACGACCUGGCGCACAAAGAGCACCUUAUCGUUCCAAAAUCUUGUAACCAAAAAAAAGUUAGAGAGACAUCACGUGAUUCAGAACGCGUGAUUAAUUGGAGUAAGCAAUGCUAUGGUGCGGCAGGUCACAGCGGUGUUAACCAGCUCGGCGGGGUGUUUGUAGGAGGCAGGCCGCUGCCGGACUCCACGCGCCAGAAGAUCGUGGAGCUGGCGCACUCGGGCGCGCGGCCCUGCGACAUCAGCCGCAUCCUGCAGGUCUCCAACGGCUGCGUCUCCAAGAUACUCGGCAGGUACUACGAGACGGGUUCCAUCAGGCCGCGCGCUAUCGGCGGCUCCAAGCCGCGGGUGGCGACGGCUGAAGUCGUCAGCAAGAUCGCGCAGUACAAAAGGGAGUGCCCUUCGAUCUUCGCGUGGGAGAUCAGGGAUCGUCUGCUCAGUGAGGGUGUCUGUACAUCGGAUAAUAUACCUAGUGUGAGUAUACUUAAGUUCUUGAAUCCAUUGGUGUUAAAUUAACAGGGUACCUACUUUGUACUAUGUGUUCGUGCUUAAAAUAAAAGUCGCAACGUGUAUGUAUGCUUUUUUAAGGAAAAUAUCAGGCUAUUUUCUGGUCGGCAAUAGUUGUUUGUAAAAAGAAUGGAAAGGUUAAAAUUGUACGAUCUGUAACAAUUUAAAUCUGUUUUGAACAAACAAACAACGUAUUUGACGAUACUUUUAUACAUAUAAAAGAAACACAUACUCUUCAUCAUACUACUCACGUAAAACAGUAUAUGUAGAAAUAAAAACGUUUUUCAAUACAGUUUAUUUAAUAGAUUACAAUCAAUUUACAUAAAUCAAAGCUCACGCAUCUUACGUAUUCAAAUCACAGCCGAAAUAUCGAGAUCAGACUUACACUUCCCAGAAACGCCUUCGAGAAAGUAUGAAAAAUACGAAAGGGCGCCUCGUAAAAUACAAUGGGCGCACACCCCAAGCUACGGACGCUAUAUACAGAAUGCUAUAACGCCUUAUCUUUCCCCGGCACUAUACAGGACUCCCCUCCCCCCACCACUUGGCGGCAAAACAAUAUGACGUUAUAAGUUUUUUUCUUCAUUUUUUUUCCUUUUUUGAAUACGGGGCCGCUCCCUAGCGGGACAUCCUUUAGACGUCGAUACGUCUUCUCGUAUAGAGGCUGUUUUAUGCCAGUGCGAAUACUGCUGAAACAAAAGUGGAAUGAACGCGACUAAAUUUAAAUCAUUUUUGGCACCGGACGGAUAACCCUGGUUUAGCUUGGUUUUUCAGGUUUUGUUCCAAGUGAAAAACUAAUAUUUUUUUACUGCACGCAGUUAUAGCGCCAUACCAUGACCAGGUUCCAAUGAUUUCCUAACGAAUGAAUUCAAAAACUUAAGUGAUUGAAAAAGAUCUUGGGUUAAAAUAUUUACAUAGUAUAAAAUUUAAGAAUCUCUUAUGGUCUGUAGGAAAUUAUAUAAGUCAAAUAAAUAAGUCAGUCUUUACAUAAUUUAUGACUUACUACCUACUAACGAACGUAAU